AUGUUAGGUGACAGAUUUAAAGACAACGAAGAUGGAGAGGAGGAAAGUGUUCGACAUGAGAACACUCAAGCCACUGAAAAGGUGGAAGUAUCUGUUAAAGCGAAGGUGGAGUUGCCCACCAACGAGAGAACUGAAUUGACAAUAAAGGAGAAAGGAUGCAGUUUUAAAACAUUCAAAGGCAUCGGGCCGAAAGAAUUUAAGGGAAUAGAGGGCCCAGUUGGCCUGAUGGAUGGAGGUGAUGAGGAUAUUGCUGCCAUGACUUGGGAGCAAAUGAAAAAGAUGAUGAUGGAUAAGUACUGCACACAAUCGGUGGUGAACAAGCUAGAAUCAGAAUUUCUGAGAUUAAAGCAAGGUUCGUUGUCGGUUCAAGAAUAUGUUAACGAUUUUCUUGAAAAAGCGAGGUUCGCCAGUUACCAGGUGGCUACCGAGGAGAGAAAGAUAGGUCGUUUCAAAGAUGGCUUAAGAAUCAAAAUCAAACGGUACGUAGAUAUGACUAAACCAACCACAUUUGUACAAGCAGUGGAGAUGGCAAAGGUGGCAGAGGAGAACAACGCUAGGGAGAAUUGUGAUAGAAGAGAGGCAAAGAGAAGAUGGGAAGGAUCGAACAAGUUCAACAAGAAACCAAAAUGGACUCCGACUCUGGCAAAAACACGAAGCGAGGGAUUCACUAUUCCUCCAUGUAACAAAUGCAAUAAGAGACAUAGGGGAGAGUGCAGAGCGGGGAGCCUGACAUGCUACAAAGGUGACAAACCUGGGCAUACCACGCGAGAGUGCCCAGAAGGAAAAACUUGUUAUGAAUGUGGGGCUACGGGACAUUUACGACCUGACUGUCCAAAACAUUGA
This is a messenger RNA of Cynara cardunculus var. scolymus (artichoke), 843 nucleotides long. RefSeq lists its product as uncharacterized. NCBI's taxonomy places the organism in Eukaryota, Viridiplantae, Streptophyta, Magnoliopsida, Asterales, Asteraceae. The transcript has 2 exons. The record is from RefSeq and is a predicted model, not a curated record. Gene Ontology annotation, molecular function: nucleic acid binding; zinc ion binding. The coding region runs from base 1 to 843 and encodes 280 amino acids.